This is a messenger RNA of Galeopterus variegatus (Sunda flying lemur), 1108 nucleotides long. RefSeq names its product gamma-tubulin complex component 4-like. Gene Ontology annotation, cellular component: gamma-tubulin complex; equatorial microtubule organizing center; spindle pole. Gene Ontology annotation, biological process: spindle assembly; meiotic cell cycle; mitotic cell cycle. The record is from RefSeq and is a predicted model, not a curated record. The transcript has 7 exons. NCBI's taxonomy places the organism in Eukaryota, Metazoa, Chordata, Mammalia, Dermoptera, Cynocephalidae. Gene Ontology annotation, molecular function: gamma-tubulin binding; microtubule minus-end binding. Bases 256 to 1002 code for a protein of 248 amino acids.
UCUCCGAGGAGUCUGGGCAGGAGCUAGCGGUCGGACCCAGCGAGUCACAGCUCACUUCCGGGACUCAGCGUGCCAUCGCCUUCUCGGCUUCCUGUACGCUCCUCCCUCAACUGUCUCGGCGGGUUGAUUCAGGACUAACCGCCCGACCCAGUGGCCUGUGCGUGUACCCAAGGGGAGACGCUCGCCCCCGUGGUCGCCUGGGGGGGCGCUGGAGGAGGGGGUGACGUAUCUGGGGACUCGAGGUUCGCCGUGGGCAUGAUCCACGAACUGCUCUUGGCUCUGAGUGGGUACCCAGGAUCCAUUUUCACCUGGAACAAGCGGAGUGGCCUGCAGGUGUCACAGGACUUCCCAUUUCUCCACCCCAGUGAGACCAGCGUCCUGAAUCGACUCUGCCGGCUUGGCACAGACUACAUUCGCUUUACUGAGUUCAUUGAACAGUACACUGGCCAUGUGCAGCAACAGGAUCACCAUCCAUCUCAGCAGGGUCAAGGUGGGUUACAUGGAAUCUACCUGAGGGCCUUCUGCACAGGGCUGGAUUCAGUUUUACAGCCUUAUCGCCAAGCACUGCUUGACUUGGAACAAGAGUUCCUGGCUGACCCCCAUCUCUCCAUAUCACAUGUCAAUUACUCCUUAGAUCAGUUCCAGCUCCUUUUCCCCUCUGUGAUGGUUGUAGUUGAACAAAUUAAAAGUCAAAAGAUUCAUGGUUGUCAAAUCCUGGAAAUGGUCUAUAAACAUAGCUGUGGGGGGUUGCCUCCUGUUCGAAGUGCACUGGAAAAAAUCCUGGCUGUUUGUCAUGGGGUCAUGUAUAAACAGCUCUCAGCCUGGAUGCUACAUGGACUCCUCUUAGACCAGCAUGAAGAGUUCUUUAUCAAACAGGGUCCAUCUUCUGGCAAUGUCAGUGCCCAGCCAGAAGAGGAUGAGGAGGAUCUGGGCAUUGGGGGACUGACAGGAAAACAACUGAGAGAACUCCAGGACUUGGUGAGCGCACAGCAAGCAGCCUAGCAUUCUCCCACCAGGAGUCUGAAAAAUCUACAGUUACAUGAUUUUUGGUGAUCACUUCUCAGCUUAUAAUAGCCUGUGCACCUUCCAUAAAUUCUUGAGAUAUAAA